AUAUGAGGAGAAGCAGCAAGCCAGUGGGGAAGAAGACACCGGGGUACAGAUCCGGUUCAAGAAUGGCAGCACCAUGAUGACAGAUAUCCUGGUCGCGGCGGAUGGCAUUCGGUCGACAGUGUCGCGGCAGGCCUUUGGCGAGCCCGGGCUCUUCCACACAGGCAUCCGGGUCUGGCUUGCGUGGUGCGAUCAGAUCCCCGGGAUCCCGGCCCACCACGGGGUGAUCUCCCACGACUGGCAGUACCAGGCCAGCUUCUUUCCCAUGAUGCGCGAAGGCAACCGACCCGGAUUUGAGUGGUGGGUGGUUGAGCCCUCCUACGAGGGCAAACCGGCGCCGGCAGACCCGCGGGCGCAUCUGGCCGCGAUUCUCCAGGACUGGGCACAGCCGAUGCCGCGACUCCUCGAGGCGACCGAUUUCAGCUCCCAGGUCUACCGAUGGGAGGUCUAUAACCGGCCAUCCUUGCAGAAAUGGUCGACUGGGAGAGUGGUCGGCGUGGGCGAUGCAGUGCACCCGGUAUCACCGUAUGCCGCAUAUGGGAUGGGGAUGGCGAUCGAGGAUGGCUACUACCUCGCCCGCGCCUUCGACGGAGUCGACCUGCGCGAUCGCCAAAACGUCGCUGCUGGAUUUGAGGUGUAUGAGCAGCAGCGCGUGGAUUACGCGAACCAUCACAUGGAAUUCGCCCGCUUCUCGGGGUCCAUGUUCCACCGUCUGCCCUGGCCUUUGGCCAAGGUGCGGGACCUGAUCUUUGAUUACACCCCUGUGUUGGGCAUUUUGUUGAAAAAGGACUAUCUCCAGCGAGCCGAGGAGGAGACAAUGAACUUGCGAGAGCUGCAGGUUGUGUGAGGAAACGGAGGGAUCCAUGGAUCUGGCGGGGGGGGAGGGAAGGAGGAGAUUAGUUGGGCUGCAGUUAGUCUGGUCGAGGCGAUUUCGCCGGCGGUACACUCCCGACCUUCCCCUUCGGGCAAUUUCACUCCGUGGCUUGACUCCGAGUCACGUUCAUGUUCACGUUCACGUCCACGUCCACCUUCACAAUCACUGUCACUUUCACUUUCACUUUCAGGUUCACAGC
Messenger RNA from Aspergillus japonicus CBS 114.51, 1070 nucleotides. Its product is annotated as FAD-dependent oxidoreductase. Lineage: Eukaryota; Fungi; Ascomycota; Eurotiomycetes; Eurotiales; Aspergillaceae. The transcript has a single exon. The coding region runs from base 74 to 844 and encodes 256 amino acids. Gene Ontology annotation, molecular function: monooxygenase activity; FAD binding. The record is from RefSeq and is a predicted model, not a curated record.